Penicillium robsamsonii is the source of this 1521-nucleotide messenger RNA. RefSeq names its product cytochrome P450. Gene Ontology annotation, molecular function: heme binding; oxidoreductase activity, acting on paired donors, with incorporation or reduction of molecular oxygen; monooxygenase activity. The record is from RefSeq and is a predicted model, not a curated record. NCBI's taxonomy places the organism in Eukaryota, Fungi, Ascomycota, Eurotiomycetes, Eurotiales, Aspergillaceae. The coding region runs from base 1 to 1521 and encodes 506 amino acids. The transcript has 6 exons.
AUGAAUCCUAUGAUGGGAGUGUUGUUGAACGCCCCUGUGGCCUUGUUGAAAGGGGCGACUAUUGCCUUAUCGUUUUUUGGUCUCUUUUUGUUUGGCUUGGCUAUCUAUCGUCUCAUCUUUCACCCACUUGCACAGUACCCUGGACCGCUGCUCGGCCGAAUAACUAAUCUCUAUGCUGCAUACCACGCAUGGAAAGGUGACAUUCACGAGGAUAUCUGGCGUUGUCAUCAGAAAUAUGGCAACUACAUCCGAUAUGCCCCAGAUCGGCUGGCUUUUGGUACCGCUAAAGCAGUAUCAGACAUCUAUGGCUAUGGUGCAAAAGUUCGUAAGUCGCAAGUGUACAAUACGCUUGUCCAUCGCACAGCCAACACCCUUACCAUGCGCGACAAGAAGCAGCACGCCCAGCGACGACGCAUCAUGAGCCAGGGUUUCUCUGACGCAGCCAUUCGUUCUUUUGAACCUCGGGUGCAGGAGUUGAUUCGAACUCUUUGCGGCCUGCUGAUUGUCAAAGAUGCCGGCUCUGUUAGCGAAUGGAGCGCGCCGCAGGAUAUGGCCAAGUGGUUUGACUACCUGACCUUCGACAUCAUGUCUUCACUCAUCUUCAGUGCAUCAUACGACACCCUGCGCCAAGAGAAAUACCGGUCAGUGAUCCGCGCCAUCGAAGAAUCCAAUGUCCGGGUCAGUGUCCUCCUGCAGGCACCUAUUGUCGCCCUCUUCGGUAGCGACAAGAGGCUCUUCGCACAGUCCAUCCUCGGCCGUAACCGCUUCAUCCAGUUCAUUAGUAGUACAGUCAGGGCACGAGUGCAGAAGACCAAGCUCCUCGCCGGCCGGGAUAUAUUUUCCUACUUCCAGACGAGCAAGGAUACUGUCACUGGCGAAUCUAUGAACAUGAAUGAACUCAGUGGAGAGGCUGCCACUCUGAUUGUUGCUGGCUCCGAUACCACCGCCACCACUCUCGCCGCAACGAUGUUCUACCUCAGCCAAAACGCCGAAGUCUACCACCGGGUUGCCCGAGAAGUCCGCCAAUGCUUCAACUCGGAGAACGAAAUCCAUGGAGGAAGCCAACUGAACUCUUGUCGCCUGCUGCGUGCGUGUAUUGACGAGGCACUCCGCAUGUCUCCUCCUGCGGGGAGUGCGCUUUGGCGCGAGGUCGAGGCCGGUGGCACAACGGUCGAUGGCUGUUUCGUGCCCGAAGGCUAUGAUGUCGGCGUGGGGAUCUACGCUGCCCACAACAACCCGACCAUCUACCCGCAGCCAUUCCGAUUUGACCCCGAUCGCUGGCUUGUAGACGACACUUGCGACGUGCGCAGCGCGUUUAUGCCGUUUUCUCUGGGAACGAGAAGCUGUAUCGGUAAGGGCUUGGCGCAGUUGGAAGCCCUCUUGACGCUGGCGCACAUUAUCUGGCAGUAUGACUUUCGGGCUGUUCCCGGUGGGGAGGUCCAGCAGGAGUAUAAGCUUAAGGAUCAUGUCACCGGAGCGAAGACGGGGCCUAUUUUGCAGUACCGUCGGGUUGUUCGGUAG